ACUCGUGAGUAUUCGAGGGACAGAUCAGCUUCUCUACUUAAGUCGUCGUCGAGUACUGGAUCAACUCAUUUACAGCUAUUACAGAUCACUGCAGCGAUCGCCAAUAUGUUAAAACUACUCGUCAUAAUCAGUAGUUUGAUGGUGUGUGUUAGAUCCGAGUUUUCCAUCGAUUGGAUCUGUGAAGAGACCAAUGCAAUUGGCAACUGCAGUACCAUACCAAAGAUCACAGACUGGCUCCAAUUUCUCGCCGAUAACAUUGAUAGUGACGAAUACACGGACUUACACUAUUGCCCAUUCGAAAUCGUGGAACGCCACGCCAAGUGUAUGGUGUUGUUCUUGAGAAGUUGUCAGCAGCAUAUGUCCGACGCGAAACGACAUUUCGUCUACUCGUAUGUGCCGCGAACCGAGAGAGCAGCGACUCACUGCGUCAAAGGCCGGCCUUACAAGAAGGAAUUUAGAGAAUACACGAAUUGCACGAGAGUGAUGUACAACAACGAACCCAACGAAUGGGAUGUUCAUGCGAUAAAUCAAGAUAUAGAGUUCGGACUGAUAUCAAAGAAAAUGGAGUUCCGCAAGAAAUGCGACAUUUAUCACAAAUAUUGGGAAAUGCAGAGCUCGUGGAUUCUUCAGAAAUGCGGAGCGAAGGCAGAAAAGUUUUCCCGUCAAGUGCUCAGCAAUAUGUGGCCAAUAAUGGGAUUGUUGAACAUAUGCGGCGACCGGCUAACACCUUAUGGAUAUUUUGAAACAUGAACGACGGCUUCAAAUUCCAAAUUUUCAAAUUCAUAGAAUAGUAUAUCAAUAGCAUUAUCGCUUUAUAAUUUACUUUUAAAGAUUAUUAAUUCAAAUUUAAUUGAAAUUUUGUUUUUCCAUUUUAUAAAAACAAUAUAAUUCGUUUGAAAAUAUACUGACUCAUAUAUAUUAUUAUUAUUUUGUUAGUUGU
Molecule: messenger RNA, 940 nt
Organism: Metopolophium dirhodum (rose-grain aphid)
Lineage: Eukaryota; Metazoa; Arthropoda; Insecta; Hemiptera; Aphididae
Exons: 8
Coding region: 106-750 (214 amino acids)
Source: RefSeq, a predicted model, not a curated record